This is a messenger RNA of Penicillium malachiteum, 1233 nucleotides long. Its product is annotated as putative aminotransferase. Gene Ontology annotation, biological process: biosynthetic process. The coding region runs from base 1 to 1233 and encodes 410 amino acids. The record is from RefSeq and is a predicted model, not a curated record. Gene Ontology annotation, molecular function: pyridoxal phosphate binding; catalytic activity. Lineage: Eukaryota; Fungi; Ascomycota; Eurotiomycetes; Eurotiales; Aspergillaceae. The transcript has 3 exons.
AUGGUGAAGAUCGAGGAGUUCGCUGUUGAGCAGUGGAUGGACAAGUAUGAAUUGACGGCCAAAUACAACACCGCCGAAACUUGCUGCGCCUCCAUCUCCAUUGACGACCUCCGAGAGCUUUCCGAGGACAAAGAGACCAACCCAUUGACCCAGCUACAAUCCACGAAGCUUACUUAUGGAGCAAUCAGAGGAUCCGAUAAGCUGCGUCAGACCCUCGCGAACUUGUACUCCGUGAAGACACCCACCGCAUUGCCGAAGGAUAAUAUUUUGAUUACAGCUGGUGCCAUCCAGGCCAACUUUCUUGCCCUGUAUACCCUGGUUGGGCCUGGAGAUCAUGUCAUCUGCCACUAUCCAACAUACCAACAACUUUACUCAGUUCCUGCAUCCUUGGGAGCUGAAGUGAGUUUGUGGAAAUCCAAGGAGGCCGACGGAUGGAAGAUUGAUAUCGAAGAACUGCAAGGAUUGAUUCGUCCUAAUACCAAACUGAUCAUUAUCAACAAUCCUCAGAACCCCACUGGAGCUAUUGUCCCGCGUGAUACCCUGGAAGACCUGGUAGAUGUUGCUCGCGCGUCUUCCAUUACCAUUAUGGCCGACGAGGUAUAUCGACCUCUCUUCCACAAUAUCAGUCCUAUGGACUCUCAAUUUCCUCCUUCCCUUCUAUCGCUCGGCUAUGAGAAUACGAUUGUCACAGGUUCCACGUCAAAGGCAUACAGCUUAGCCGGGAUCCGCGUGGGUUGGAUCGCAUCGCGCAACAGAUCCAUCAUCGAAGCGUGCGCGAGCUCUCGCGACUAUACCACAAUUUCGGUUGGACAGAUUGAUGACGCGAUAGCUAGCUAUGCGCUGGCCCCACAGUGCAUCCACAAUCUCCUAGCGCGCAAUAUCGAGCUUGGUCGGACCAACCUGGCAAUUCUGGAGAAGUUCAUCGAAUCUCACCGGUGGGCCUGUGAUUGGGUUAAGCCCCGUGCUGGCACGACGGCCUUUGUUCGGUUUAACAAAAUGGGCAAGCCGGUGGAUGAUGUUGUUUUUUGUGAAAAGUUGCAGGAACAGAGAGGGGUAAUGUUUGUUCCGGGUAGUCGGUGCUUUGGAGGAGGAGAAGACUUUCAAGGCUAUGUUAGAAUUGGGUAUGCUUGUGAGACCGAGGUACUCGAGAAGGGACUCGAGGCCUUGCGCGAGUUUAUGGAUGAGGACUUUGAGGAUGUUCCGGUGAUCAAGAAGAAAAAGGCAUCUCAAUAA